Messenger RNA from Python bivittatus (Burmese python), 4043 nucleotides. The record is from RefSeq and is a predicted model, not a curated record. NCBI's taxonomy places the organism in Eukaryota, Metazoa, Chordata, Lepidosauria, Squamata, Pythonidae.
UUUCCUUCCAAACUGGAUCUGUUUCUCUUUCCAGCUUGCCCAGAAAUAUGACCCACAGAAGGAAGCAGAGUUACGGGUAUGGAUAGAAAACCUAACCGGGAGGCAGAUUGGCCCUGAUUUCCAGAAGGGGCUGAAAGAUGGCGUCAUACUUUGCGAAUUAAUAAACAAACUACAGCCUGGUUCAAUAAAGAAAAUCAACACCUCUGCUCUCAACUGGCAUCAGCUGGAGAAUCUCUCCAACUUUAUCAAGGCCCUAAUUAGCUAUGGCUUGAAGCCCGUCGAUCUGUUUGAGGCCAACGAUUUGUAUGAGAGCGGAAACAUGACUCAAGUGCAGGUGUCGCUCCUUGCUUUGGCGAGCAUGGCGAAAACAAAAGGGAUUGAAAGUGGUAUGGACAUCGGGGUGAGAUAUUCAGAGAAACAGGAGAGAGCCUUUGACGAUGCAAAACUCAAGGCUGGACACUGUGUCAUCGGUCUACAGAUGGGCACCAACAAGUGCGCUAGCCAGUCAGGAAUGACCGCAUAUGGAACCAGGAGGCACCUCUAUGACCCCAAGAACCAGAUACUACCUCCAAUGGACCAUUCGACCAUUAGUUUGCAAAUGGGUACCAAUAAGUGUGCCAGCCAGGUGGGCAUGACGGCGCCAGGAACCCGCCGGCACAUCUAUGAUUCCAAGCUGGGCACGGACAAAUGUGAUGACAGCUCCAUGUCCCUCCAGAUGGGCUACAAUCAGGGGGCCAACCAGAGCGGGCAGGUGUUCGGUUUGGGCCGCCAAAUCUAUGACCCCAAGUAUUGCCCUCAAGGCAAUGCUGGGGAGGCAGCCAACGCCGCCUCAAACGAGGACCAGAACUCAGCCAACUAUUAUUACUAUCAGGAGGACCAGUGAGCUGGAUUUUUUCUUUCCCUUGCCCUCUUUUUUCCUUCUUUUUCCCAACCACCGCUGGACAAUUCCUGGCAUAGUCCAGCAAUACUGCAACGUAUGUAUUUUUAACGUUUUAAAAGGGAAAAAGAGUUGUCCAAGCUGCCUUUCCCUUCUACCCCCCAAGGAUAGGAAAAAAUAAAGGUGUUCACCCUUGUUUUUUUUAAGAAAGAGAGUAAAGCUGAUCCUUAACAUUACAAGGGUCAGAGCAAAGACCGUGUGACCGUCCCCUGUUGCCCAAACUUACCUCUAGAUACUGGACGUAAUAAACUCAGUAUAAAGAUGCAGGUUUGAUUUUACACUUUAAAAAAACCCAACACUUUUACAUCCUGGACAAAUUAUUUAAAUGAUACAUGUGCACGUGGAGAGGGUUGCAAAAUUUAACCUGGAUUUUCCCAGAUGCAGGCAGCAAUUUCCAAAGUCUGAAAACCACUUUUUACAACUGUAAUUGGACGCGAGGCCUAGCUAGGAUUUUUUAAACCAUGGUUUGUGGACCAAGCCAGAGAUCACUGGAAACCUCUUAAUGCUCCUGGUUCUGACUUGUAUAGCUCGCAUUACCUGAGUGAAAUUUGGUAUGGUUGGAUUCUGUAUAAUGCCCCACCCCACCAUGGCCUUAGCCUGCUUCUUCCAAGUGUCCUAAGGAGACGUUGAAGGAGAAAUAAAACUUUCUCCCUCUCAACAACCAGAAAUUUCCCUCGGUUCCCACUCAGUUCUACACGGAAUUUUCCCUGUUCAAUUUCUGGCCAAUCAGAGUAGCUGAUACCAGGCUGGAUGGACCAAUAACAAGAGCUGGGAUAAGGCACCUUCACUUCCCCACACUUCCGGUUGUGCUCGCACACCCAUGAGGUCCAGAAAUGGGAGGAGACUUGGUUCUUUCUUCCAGUGCUCAAGAGGAAUUACUCUGGUCACCUUUUCAUAUUCUGCCAGGUGACCACAUCUAGGCUACAAAAAUCCAGACCACAGCUAGAUGGCAGCAGGUAACAGGCUGGAAACUAAAUACUUGCUGCCAUUUGUCCAAAUUUGCAGCCCUGUAAUUGGGUUUCAAAGUUAAUCUUGAGGCUUUUAUGGCUGAAACAAAAUCAUGUAAUGGAUAUUUUGAGGUAUUUGAUUACAGGGCUGAAAUUUUCCUUUACAAAGAAUAUUUCCCUCAUGUUAAAGGGGAAUGGAUAUGCUGCCUUUGCCAGCCUGGAGGCUGUCGGAUAUGCUGGAUUAUGAAAUCCCCCAGUUCCCAGCCGGUACUGAAAAAUCUUAUGCUGAUUAGGAAUUCCAUAAAUUGCAGUCUUACAAUCUAAACUGGAAGAAAAUGGAGCUGACAACUGCCUAGCACAGAGUAGAACCUUCAUUACCUUAAACUCGUUUAGUGGACAAAACCUUUGCUUUCCAGAAUGUUUCCAUAAUUCUGCCUAGAAGCUUGGCAUUUUUUCCCUCUUUGGAAUCUCUAUCAGAUUUUUAAUCUGAGCUGAUGAACUGGAAAAAGUGGAUGCUAGCCGUGAUCAUUUUUACUUAUGGCACUUAAUUUGCAAAGAGUUCUCUGGUUUAAUCCAUCCUUGUCCUGAUGCUACAAAAAGGAGUUUGAACCCAGAUGAAACCUCUCUCCACUGUCUGCUCUGAUAUUCAGUUACAUCAAGUCUGUUUGCCCUUCUGUGAGCAAAUAAUUGACCACUUUUUCAGAAGCUAGUUACUGAGGUCACGGGGUGAUGCUGGAUUAGGGUUUUUUUCUUUUAAUGUUUCUUGUACUGGAGGACUAGCGAUAUGUAGCUGUCUGUCUUCGUCAUUUUUAAGAUUUGAUUCCGCAAGGGUCACUGUUACUCAGGCUAUAUCCGUAGGGACAUAGAGAUUUUACAUUGUAAGGGAGGGGUGUCUAACCUGUUGAGGUCUAGGAACUUGAAAAAAGCUUUCAGAGGUAGUCCUGUUUUUCUCCUCUGCCCCCUCCUCUGUUUGAUGGGGCUUAAUACUUUUUUCUGCUGCUGUACAACGGAUCAAGGGACCAUGACUUUUCCUUAGGCCAAAGUAAAGCUUUAAAGUCUAAGUAUCUGCAUAGUACAUAAAAGUCACCUUUUUCUCAAAAAAAAAAAGGGUACUUAGGGACCAAUAUAUUUAAACAUCAUUGCUUGUUCAAAAAUCCGAUAGUUGCCUUAAUUUUUUAUAUGCUGGAAAAAAGGAAUCGUGAUUUGAGUCACUUUGCCAUGCUAGCUUUCUUCACAGAAAUGAAUUGGGUGCCCGUCCUAGGUUUCAGCCUGUGGAGAUAGAGGUUGAAUUUACAUCACAUGUGAAGCUGAGCUUAUAGUGCUUUGUGAAAUGUUGCUAACUGUGCUUUGCUUGCAAACAUGAAAGUUGUUCAGAACUCCUUAGCCAUUACCUCUGAGUUGUCUUUCUCCAUAGCAGCUUUGUGGAAGAAUCGAAUUCGAUGCAUUUGGGGCUCCAAGAGUGGGACUGGAAGCAUCGGGCCAAUAGAUGCAAGCGUGCAUACUUUUUAAGGGGCUCCACUUUUCAGAGUGAAAACUUUCUUGGCAAAGAAUAUUACCUGAUACAAGGGGCGAAUUGAUGUAAAGCAGCCUUCCACAUCUGGGGCCUGCCAGACAUUGUUAACUACAGUUCCCAUCACCCCAGGCAGGGAUGGUGGGAGCUGUACUGGGGGAACACCAUAUUAUAGGAGAAUAUGGUCUACAGGCAUGCUUCUUUGAUCAAGCCUAUCUCUGGUUUCAUAAGGAUUGCCAGCUGAUAUGUCAGUCAAGAGGUAGAAGUGUAUCUAGUCCACAUACACGUAUCAGAAAAUGUAGGUUUUGAAGAUACCCAUGGCCAAGAACCUUGUGGCAUCUUCAAAGCCUAAAUUUUCUGAUAUAUCAGCAUGUGGUCUCUGGCAUUUUGUUAAUGAAGGUAUUUAAAUCUCUUAAAAGCCUUUAUUUUAACCCAGCUUCCCUCUACUUUAAUUAUCAGUGUUCUUCCUUUUAAACAAAAAACUGGAUCUGCUCUUCUGUAGGUGUAUGGAUAGAGCUACGUACAUUUCUCUGGCAGAGUUGCUGAGGCAGAAAGCACGCUGUCUCGUCUGAGAAAUAGUAGGACUGAUGGAUAGAAUGUGAACCUGCAAUAUUUGAAUUUAAGCAAUAAAAGGGCUUCAAAAGCAAAA